UGCACAUAAAUAAAAUUUCUUCAAAUAAAAUUUUCAACAACCAACCAACCAAUCAUGGGAAGAGUUCAUCCCCAAGCACUACAAUUAUUAUCUCCUAAUUGCAGCUUCACUUCCAAGCAAGAAACCUUCACCUUAUGGAUGAAAUCUCUUGUUUUGAAUGGAAAAGGUUGCACUGUCUUUGAUUCAAAUGGACAAAUUGUUUAUCGAGUUGAUAACUAUAAUUGCAAAGAUAAACAUGAAGUUCAUCUCAUGGAUCAAGAAGGGAAUGGUUUGUUCACUAUAACUAGAAAGCAAUACAAAUUGUCAAGGUUUUGGGAGGGAUAUCGAUCUCCGGCCACAAGGAAUGACCACAAAGGACCAUGCUUUAGGGUUUGUAAGACUUAUAAGAUCUCAAGAGGGGGUUCAACAUAUGAAGUACAAAUUGGAUUGGACAAAAACCAACCAUGCAAUCUUAAAAUUGAAAGUAUCACUGGCAAAUCUGCUUGUAAAAUUGCUGAUGAAUUUGGUGUAGUAGUUGCAGAGCUUAAAAGAAAGAAGUCACCAUGUGGAGUUGACUUAGGAGAAGACGUAUUUACAAUGGUAGUGGAGGCAAAUGUAGAUAUUUCUCUAAUAAUGGGGAUUGUUGUAGCUUACAGCCUCAUUAACUGCAAAAUGUAAGUACUUUGGAAUCAAGAGAGUGAUUUGCAUCUUUGAUCCUAAAAAGACCAAUUUCAAGAAGCACUAUGCAAAUAUCAAAAUGGCUUGUGGGCCCAACAUUGCAACUAGCUAUUAUCAAUGCAAGUCUCUUCAUUCAGAUGGUGGAUAUAGGAAACUACUUCCUUUUGAUAAAGCAGUUUUGUUUUCUCUUUUGUUUUGUACUCACAAAUUGUAUUACAUAUCUAUAUAUCUGUACGUAUUUUGGGAUGAAAAUAUAAACCUGUUAAUAA
Arachis duranensis is the source of this 926-nucleotide messenger RNA. Its product is annotated as protein LURP-one-related 11. NCBI's taxonomy places the organism in Eukaryota, Viridiplantae, Streptophyta, Magnoliopsida, Fabales, Fabaceae. The coding region runs from base 55 to 657 and encodes 200 amino acids. The transcript is spliced from 3 exons. The record is from RefSeq and is a predicted model, not a curated record.